CCACGUCAACAACUGUCAUGCUGGGCCAACUUUGAUCACAGCAACCAUCAAUCAACGAUACUGGAUCCAAGGAUGUCAAACAGCCAUCAAGCGAGUAAUUCGGAGGUGCAUGACGUGCUGUCGUCAGAAGGCGCAAGCUGCCAAGCAGCUUAUGGGAAGUUUGCCAGCGUCUCGAGUAACAGCGUGUCGACCUUUCGCCCAUGUUGGGGUGGAUUAUGCUGGCCCAAUAAUGGUGCGCUGCAGUAACACGCGAGGAGCACGAUGAGCCUUUAAGAGAAUGAUUGCGCGCCGUGGAUACUGCAGUGAAAUAUGGUCGGAUAAUGGCACUAACCUGGUUGGAGCAGAUCGACAAUUGCAGGAAGUAUAUAAAAUGGUGACAAAGCACGCCAAGCAAAAGGAACACUUCUUCGCAAAUUUAGGAAUCCGUUGGCGAUUUAUACCACCGGCAAGCUCGCACCAGGGUGGCAUUUGGGAAGCUGCGGUAAAAAGCGCCAAAGAGUUGCUACGACCAAUCGUUGGUAAUGAGGAGCUGACAUAUGAAGAACUGUCUACGGUAUUAUGCCAAGUGGAAGCCUGUCUUAAUUCGAGACCCCUUUGCUCUAUAUCGUCAUGCCCUGACAGUCUCGAGGCGCUCACGCCGGGCCAUUUUUUGGUAGGCCAACCUCUAAAUUCGUUGCCUGAACCAGACGUCACCCAUCUCAGGAUGAAUAUGCUCGAUCGGUGGCAGCGAGUUCAACGAUACACGCAGGACUUCUGGCAGCGCUGGCGAGAUGAGUACAUCGCUACACUGCAGCCCAGAGGGAAGUGGAAAACCAAGGAACAGAAUUUGAAUCCUGGACAACUCGUUCUCGUUAAAAACGAUAAUUGUCCGCUGUCAGCAUGGGAGCUGGCUCGCAUUGUCGCUGUACAUCCAGAUCAACAAGGAUUAGUUCGCAACGUCACGCUGCGCAGAGGCAAGUCGGAAUAUCAGCGCUCUGUCCAGAAGUUAUGUCCGCUUCCUGUUUGAGCCGUUGCCUCAAGGCGGGGUGGAUGU
Messenger RNA from Armigeres subalbatus, 1033 nucleotides. RefSeq lists its product as uncharacterized. Bases 278 to 1006 code for a protein of 242 amino acids. The record is from RefSeq and is a predicted model, not a curated record. The transcript is spliced from 2 exons. Gene Ontology annotation, biological process: DNA integration. Lineage: Eukaryota; Metazoa; Arthropoda; Insecta; Diptera; Culicidae. Gene Ontology annotation, molecular function: nucleic acid binding.